GAUGAUUAUGAUGGUGGUGUUGACGUGUGUCAGUGGGUGGUGUUUCGAUUAAAGCUUCACCCUCCAGGGGGAUGAACGUUGGAAAAUUAACUCUCCCCGUCUCUCCGAUCGGAAUAUUCGAUUACAGAAGUUAAUUUUGCCUUAUAAAUUGGAAUUUGUUUUGUUGAAAAUGCAAAUUAAAUGGGAAAACAUUUGUGGAAAUUGAUAUUUCUCUUCCGGACGCAACCGAAUCAAUUUUUAUUUUAAAUCGAUGCGCAAAAACAAUCGCCAGAGCGUGGUGGAAAAACUCAAUUAAAAUAGCAGAACAAAGAGACGAUGGACUGGGUAGAAGUUUAACACGCGGUGAGGAGUGACAAAUUGACGAUUUUUUCGAUCACUGUGCUUGUGUUUGUGCAAUGGAUGUGAAUUAACUCGAAGGACCGUUCGCCUGACCUGACCUCACCAGGAUUGAUAAAUGUUCGCAGUGCCAUCCAGAGCCCGGAUUUUACGGCCAGCUACGACGUGAGCGGGUCGGUCACACUGAAGUGGGCUAAAAAUAGUGCGCUCGCCAAGAACAACCGUUUUUAAACCACGAACCACUAAACUCAAACGAAAAUGUUCAAGCCACACCUAGAAAUGAUCGGCAGCUACGAGCCAAUCAGCAAGAAGGCUCGCUUCUUCAACACCUACCUAAAAUCUCUGAAGGGUUCCCAGGAUAUCGUCGCCAAGGAAAAGCGCAACUACAGCUCCACGAUCGAAACCUCCAGCAUCUACUCCGACUCGAAGUUCGCCGUUGAGCGCAUCCGUGCCCCCGGCUAUCACUACAACCCGGUCAGCAAGGAUACCUACGGUGUCACCCCGAGGAAAAUCAACGCACGCGACUUUGCCGUAAGUCGCUAAGACGGGUACGUCGAGUUCGGUGGUGCGUGCGUGGCUUGAACCUCGACCCGCUAGCAGCUUCGGAUCCGGACCAUUGAUCUAAGCGACAGCAGACUAUUUCAAGAGUUUUCGAAACAUACCAAUGACUUUAUUCGGCGACCUCCCUCAAAAACAACAACAUCAACAUCAACAAAGAUAAUGUCAACGACAAAAAAAGACGGACAUUGUUCACAAGCGGUUUAUCUCUCUUUAACUAGUUUUUCAAACAUUCGACUAAAAAGUAGCGAUUUUCGAAGAAAACUUUUGACAUGCUAAAUCCAUGAAUCGAUCAACUGUUCUAUAGACAAGAAAUCGAAAACACAAUAAAACACUUUCCAUCACACGAAAACAUCGUCUAAAGACUCCACCAAAGUGACCAGAAAAACGACAACAACAACAACAGAAGAAACGAUGACAGCAAACGUGGUAGCUCCUCUCCAAAAAGAACAACGUUUUUAUUAUGGCGACAACAACAUCUGAAAAGUUUACCAGGAAGACGCGCAGUAGAAAUAAUACUAAAAUAACUAAAAUCAGUAAAAAUAAAAAAAAAAUAAUAAAAUCAGAAUAACUAACCAAUCGUAAGUUAAGGUAGCUCUCAGAAAGAAAAGAUGUAAAAAAAACAGAGUUAAGUUAGUGGAAAACAUCAAAAACCAACAACUCACACAAAUAUGGAAGACAUAUAUAGGAACCUCUAUUUUUCUUUUCAUUUAUUUUACGUGUAACUAUUAGUGUUUUAUUUGUAAUCAAGGCUGUAACUGUAACAACAAAAACGGAAACGAGUUUAAUAAAAAGACCUAAAAAACGGCAAAAAUGCACCGAGUGGUGUUCUCUUGCGUCUCUA
Messenger RNA from Wyeomyia smithii (pitcher-plant mosquito), 1738 nucleotides. RefSeq lists its product as uncharacterized. The transcript is spliced from 4 exons. NCBI's taxonomy places the organism in Eukaryota, Metazoa, Arthropoda, Insecta, Diptera, Culicidae. The record is from RefSeq and is a predicted model, not a curated record. The coding region runs from base 595 to 879 and encodes 94 amino acids.